AUGACUAACGUGUCCCCGCACCUCAACAUUUUACUCCUGGUGUCCCCGCAGAAGACCCUGUAUCCCCCGACGCCCUCCCGUAUGCGCACCGAAGCCUCCGAACAGCUUCAGCCCACAGAGUCUUCCGAGCGAGCAACCUCGACAGAGACAGAUGUCAACAGGGGCACGGGAAAGGCUUCUCAGGGCAAGAACCUUGGGUGGGCCCCUCCCGAGGGCCACAGACCCAUGACUUAUGGGUACGCGAUGCCAACGACGGCACGACCGCUGCAGCGAGGAAAGGACUUUGGGGAAGCGUCCCCCCCAGGGGCGACACUGGCCAUAGACAGCCUUAGAGUCGUGCCGAGGGAGAGGCAAGUAGUUAGCCCCGAGAGCCUAGGCUUCUCGCCGGCUUUUCAGUUCACGUCUGAGCGAUCGGUGGCGUUCGGCGACAAAGGAAUACGGUCACAGCCACACAGCAUCGGCUCUGUGGAUGCAGCGCGUGGCCCUCAUGGGGGCAUGGCGUCGUCUGUAGUAGAUUCUUCGAUUUCCCUGGGUUCAGUUGGCCUGCCUUGGGAAUCAGCGCCAUCGCAUCGCUUCCUCCACACACCUGCAGCGGCCGCGCGACCAGGAUCCCCCACCAAGACCCCGUUGGGGAGCGGCAGCGGGCGCCCGGCGACGACGACGGGAGUGGGGGCACGAGGGACCAGCGGGAAGCAGGCGCACAAAAGCCCACCCGAGGGGCUAAUGAGGAGGCUCUGGGAGGUGGCCCUGCUAACCCUCUUGCUCGUCACCCCGGCAGCAGGGCACUUCGACCGAGGGGGACCCCAGCAUCGCAUCACGUGGGGCCGGGGCAACACAGCCAACUCUGCGGUCUUCGGAGACACGCCCACCAACGUCACAGCCGUACUUGGUCAUCGCGCCCGCCUCCCCUGCCAGGUCAAGAAUCUCGGCCUCAAGGACGUUUCGUGGAUCAGACAGAGGGACCUCCACAUACUCACCGUCGGGAUCUUCACCUACACCAGCGACGAUAGGUUCAAGGCUCUCACUGCUUCGGGCGACGCCAGUUUUUUCAUUAAAGGAUCAAACAAUGCUUAUGACUUAGUGGACGAGGCCUGUCCCCCACCUCCUCCUCGUCUUCCUAUUAUUUCUAACUGCUUCCCUUUUCCUCGCCUGGCCCCUCCAUCCCCCCUCCCUGGCCAGGUCUUCCACCCGCCGGAGACCGAGGACUGGUACCUGGAUAUCAGCAGCGUGACCUUUAGAGACGCCGGCGUGUACGAGUGCCAGGUGUCCACGAGCCCGAAGGUGUCUCUACCUGUCUACCUCACGGUGCUAGGUGUGCAGGAGGCAGACAUCCCGGGGCCCAGCGAGGUGUUCAUCCAGCACGGCUCCACAAUCAGCCUCCUCUGCGAGGUUCGGGCGGGCGUGGAGGCGGUGGGGCCCGUGCAGUGGCUCAGGGGCUCGACUCCCCUCAACUACAGCUCCCCGAGAGGCGGUAUCAGCAUGGAGGUGGAGAAGACGCCAACGCAGACCACUUCGAAGCUGUACAUCACGCGGGCGGUGCGGGGCGACUCUGGGAACUACACGUGCGCACCGCAGUUCGCCCGCCCCGACUCCGUCAUCGUGCACGUGGUCAACGCUGGCGAAGAGUCUGCUGCAGCCGUGCACAGCGGCGCCGCGAGGGGACCAGAGGGGCGCCUGGCGUGGAGGGCAGCUGCAGCAGCCGCCGCCGUCGUGCUCGCCACCUGCGUCCUGCCCGGUCUGCGGUGAGGAGCCACGGUCAAAAGUUGCGUCGUGUACAGUUUGGAAUGUCUCUCGUCCCUCCUUGCCCUCAGUUAACAGGUGCGGUUGUUUAACACUGUCCUCCCUCUCCCAGCGUGUGUUGAUAAGGGUGACGUGUGCAGAGUCCUAGCUGGCAUCUUGACUCCUUUCCCAUCCCUCACCACCUACCUCCUCGAGAGCCUCGCUGCUCUCUCUUCCGAAGCACGGGACUUCCUUCCGCAUCUCCAGGACGCCAAGAGCCUUUCCCAGUCCCCCGAGGAGCGGCAGGACCCUUAGGACACGCGGCUUCUCCUAGACCUCAAGAACUCUUCCAUC
Molecule: messenger RNA, 2073 nt
Organism: Penaeus indicus
Lineage: Eukaryota; Metazoa; Arthropoda; Malacostraca; Decapoda; Penaeidae
Exons: 10
Coding region: 1-1746 (581 amino acids)
Biological process (GO): synapse organization
Cellular component (GO): neuron projection membrane
Source: RefSeq, a predicted model, not a curated record